AACUACAACCAGCCAACCCAACACAACCCACCACAACAACUACUCCUCCACCAACUACAUCUACGGCUAUGCUCACAACUACUACCAGUCUACUCCACCAACUACGCUCUCAACUACAACCAGCCAAACCACAACAUCUCCACCAACUACAACUAUGGUCACAACUACAGCCAAUCAAUCCACCACAACAACUACACCUCCUUCAUUCUCCAUCCUAAAAUCAACGCUGGAUCCAGGACCGUUUGCAGCUCCUGUUGCCCCUCUGACUACAGCUGCUCCACAACCACCUAUGUUGACAUUCAUGUCUAAUAUAACAACCACAUCUUCACUCAUGAUCACACAUCAACCAAAUAAGACUGCAGUCUUACCUACAACCGACCAACCCACAACAACUGCACUUCCUACAACCUCCAUCCUAAACUCCAAGCUGGACGCAGGACCAUAUUAUGUUUUGGCUCUGAAUGCAAAGAUCUCCACCACACUGUCAAUGGAAAAUGACUCUGCAACCAUCAUAAACCUGAUCAAAGAUGAGCUGAUGAGACAAGGACUGCCAUCAGACAUAAUAGUGGAGCUGCUCAGCAGUGGAGCAGUGAAAUUUACAACAGUCUCCCCCUAGUGGCUAAAUAUGAGAAUGAACUUGAUCCUGAAAUAUGAUUUAAUGUCACUUGUUUUUCUUUAAUCUCUCAUCUGCAUCAUGGAGUUAUUCUUAUUUGAAUCAAUGAAAGGGAAAGGUUAUUAUUCCUUUUGUUGAAUGUGGACAAAGACUGCAAAGCCAGAAUACUCUGAUAGAAAUUGUUCACCAAUUGAUGCAAACAGUAAAAUGUCCCUUGGCCCAGUAAUAAGCCUUUUAAGGGACAGUUUUUGGAUAAAGAAAUGGUAAUGUUAUAAUGAAAUGUCACGUUCUUAAAGAUCUAGAACAUUUCACACUGUAACUGGAAAACAUAAUAUCCAAAAUAAAUAAACAACAGAAACAACAAAUAAAAUAAUCUAUAAAGUCUCUAAACAAAAUAGUCCUUAAAAAAAGGUUAGUUGAGACCAAAACAACAGACUGGAGACUUUUCUUAUACAGUUUUUGGUAGAAAAAAAAGAGAAAAACGACAAAUGGAAAGGAAUUUGUUUUCAUUUAUCAUGUGAUUAAUUUAUCGCUUACUGCAACAAGUUUAUUCAGGCAUUUGACUAAAAUGCAACUUAGAUGUUUUCUUUCUAGUUGGAUAAACCAUGGAAUAAAUGAACAAGUACCAAAUAAAUGAGCAAAUACCUGGUUUAUUUGGCAUGCCGUAGCAGUGACUGAACAUGUCAACUUAAAGUUGAAUAUUUGUAGACUCUGAAGCAGAAAACUGGUUGACCAUUGAUCCAAUGUUUGCACAUGAAAACGGCCCUUCUCCAUUCAGACUAACAAUACAAUAAAGACACAA
Messenger RNA from Poecilia latipinna (sailfin molly), 1415 nucleotides. Its product is annotated as mucin-2-like. Lineage: Eukaryota; Metazoa; Chordata; Actinopteri; Cyprinodontiformes; Poeciliidae. The transcript is spliced from 4 exons. Bases 155 to 616 code for a protein of 153 amino acids. The record is from RefSeq and is a predicted model, not a curated record.